GCGGUCCCACAGGUACUGAGUGGACAGAGGCGCCUGCAGGGCCAGAGAAAACAUGGAGAGGAACAGCACCGGCUCCACAGACACCGGGCAUGUAACCCUAAACGGUGGUCGUACGAAGCCGGUGCUCGCUACUUCGGCCUCAUGUUUGUGGUCCCCAUAGUCGUGUGUCUCCUCGUCCGUGGCGGUAAGCACGUCCCCGGGAAGAAUCGCUGCGGUGUCCGGCUCGUCCAUGUCCAGGCAGCGUAACAUUAACCGUGUAUAGGAAUUACAUUGUGAUAGUCCUUACACCUCUUUUACUUCUUCCUCUGCCCCUGAUCAGCGCAACCUCGGAGGCAAAAUGUGGUUAUGUAAUUAUCCUCAUGGCGCUGUACUGGUGCACGGAGUGUAUCCCUCUGGCUGUGACCGCCCUGCUGCCCGUCAUCCUCUUCCCCAUGAUGGGCAUCAUGGAAUCAAACGAGGUUUGUAUCCAGUAUCUGAAAGACUCCAACAUGCUCUUUAUUGGUGGGCUGCUGGUGGCCAUUGCUGUUGAGCAUUGGAACCUGCACCGGAGAAUCGCCCUUCAAGUGCUGCUUAUUGUGGGGGUGAAGCCAUCUCUUCUGAUGAUCGGUUUCAUGGGCACCACAGCCUUCCUAUCCAUGUGGAUCAGUAACACGGCCUCCACAGCCAUGAUGCUGCCCAUCGCCAACGCUGUGCUGCAGCAGCUGUGUGACACAGAGGCCAACGCUGAAGAGAGGGAGUUUAACAUGGCUGCUGCAAAGAAUGGUCUGGAUAACCAGGCGUUUGAGAUGGGUGAUGCCAAAAUGAGCAAAGAACUCCAAUCAAAGGAAAACACCAUCAAUUUGGAUGCAGAUAAAGAUGACAGCAAUGGCAUAAUAUCAAGUCUAGAGGCCCAGCAGCGCAGACUGAAGACUGAGCAGAAGUAUACGAAGCUGACGAAAGGCAUGAGUCUGAGUGUUUGUUACGCUGCCAGCAUCGGUGGGACGGCCACCCUCACCGGAACAACACCCAACGUCAUUAUGAAAGGCCAGAUUGAUGAACUCUUUCCAGAUAAUGGAGGCGUAAUCAACUUUGCAAGCUGGUUCGGCUUCUCCUUCCCCAACAUGGUGCUAAUGCUCGUCUUGUCUUGGUUGUGGCUGCAGUUUAUUUUUCUAGGCUUCAACCUUAAAAGCACAUUUGGAUGUGGCACCAAGAAAGAAGGAGACAGGGAGGCGUUCCAGGUAAUCAAAGAUGAGUACAAAAAGUUGGGCAGGAUGAGCUUCGCUGAGGGUUGUGUGCUGACCAUCUUCACGUUGCUGGUUGUUCUGUGGUUUACCAGGGAACCUGGGUUCAUACCCGGCUGGGCCACUGUGCUCUUCAACAAAGACAAAACGUACGUCACAGACGGCACCGUGGCCAUUUUAAUGUCAGCACUAUUCUUCUGCAUCCCAUCUAAACUGCCAAGAUGCUGCGGGAGGUCAGAGGAUGGGGCCUCUUCUGAAGCCCCUGCAGCUCUGCUUAAUUGGGACGUUGUCCAUGAAAAGAUGCCUUGGAACAUUCUUUUGCUUCUGGGAGGAGGUUUUGCAUUGGCACAUGGAAGUGAGAAAUCUGGACUUUCUUUGUGGCUUGGAGAAAGUCUCAUACCGCUGCAGAGCAUCCCUCCUUUUGCCAUCUCCAUCCUGCUGUGCUUGCUGGUGGCCAUGUUUACUGAAUGUUCCAGCAACACUGCCACCACCACUCUGUUCCUGCCAAUACUGGCCUCAAUGGCCACCGCCAUCAAGAUACACCCACUGUACGUCAUGUUUCCCUGCACCAUCUCUGCCUCGCUGGCUUUCAUGCUGCCCGUAGCCACUCCACCCAACGCCAUCGCCUUCUCCUACGGCAACCUCAAAGUCCUAGACAUGGCCAAAGCUGGAUUCAUUCUGAACAUUCUUGGAGUCAUAACCAUCAACAUUGCCAUUAACACGUGGGGGGUGGCCAUGUUCAAUCUGAAUGAAUUUCCCAGUUGGGCCAAUGUCACCAAAACUCCUUGAAAGUGAACUCAGGAAAAUGGAAACGGGGGAAAAACUGGUGGAUAUGAACAAUGUCUGAGUAUUAGGAUUUCACCACUGGAAGAUUUGGCAGGCAAGUGUAUGGUAUACAUGGUACUUUUAUUGAAAGCUCCAGUAUACCCGGGCCAACGCAGUUUGAUGUUGAGGGGUUCUUCAGACUUAUAUCCUCCCUCAUAUUGUGAGGCUCUUCAGAAACCAACAUGUUUACAAGAAACAUUAAAGUACCUUCUUUUGAGUUAAUGGCAUCUAGAUUGAUACUCUCAUGGACUGUCAUUCAAGCAGAGUUUGACCUGGCAGACCUGAUAUUUAAAAAGUGUUAAUGCAAGCAAAUGCCAGUCUUGUUUGCUGCGAGAAAUGUCAUAUUCUGAGUUGUCUUUGUAUCUGUAAUUAGCAGCGUUACACUAACCUAAAAUAAAACUAUUAAACAAAAAUGUAAACAACAUAACGAAAACUUCAAUAAUUUUGUUAACUAUUUGCAUACUUAAAUAUCACUGUGUACUACUUUUGACUAUUUUUCCUUAUGGCUGUUGUGCCAUGUCUGUCUGAGUUUUGAGAGAACUGUAACUAUCUAUAAUUUCUCAGUUGGUUUCUUAGAGAAAACUAUAAUCAUUGUAUUCCAUUAAGUCAAAUCAAAUCAAAUCAAGUUUUAUUUAUAUAGCACAUUUAUAUACGAUUUUUGGUCGAGCCAAAGUGCUGUACAUAUAAUAAAAAUAGCCUACAGUAGAGACACUUUACAGCAAAUACAACAGCACAGAUUGUUCAGAAUAUCAGUAUGAGAAAAACGACACCCUCUAUCCUUAGACCCUCACAUCGUACAAGGAAAAACUUCCAGAGAAAACCCACAGUUUAAGGGGAAAAAAUGGGAGAAACCUCAGGGAGAGCAACAGAGGAGGGAUCCCUCUCCCAAGUCAGUCGAACUUAUCAAUGUUGUCUUAAACAACAGAAUAUUCAGAUUCCAAGAAAACCAGUCGGAGCACUAGAUGCUGCCGUUUUUGAGACUGAUACAUUUAUUGAUGGGAUAAAUCUCAUUACCAUCCAUAGGAUUAGGGACACUGGGUACUUUAUUGAUGUAAAGAGAGCCAGAGGACAGAAAGAUUAAUCCCUUCAAACGGUCAAUGCUGGAGAAAUACAAAAGGAUUGAAGUUAAGAGAAAUCAAUUAUAGGAAACUGAUUAAAAACAUUUCAUUGAAAUUGUUGGCAGGGGUCCACAUAUCUGCUGUAUGUGGAGAGCAAAAAGGAUUUCAAAAUGCUAUAACUACAGUAUACAGAGGUCAAAGGAGUAAGCAAUCAUGAAAUACAAAACAUUUUAGUUUAAUCUAGCAACCAUUAUGUUGGUCCAGACUGAAAGACGACAUCAUUCAAAGGGAAACUAUCAGUCUAUUUGAACUGGUUCUCGCACUAAUGGAAGGUGCUUGUGAUCGGAGGUAAGACAACAUCAUUAUGUCAUGAUAUCUUUGUAUUGUCUUAUUCACUAUUUUGGUCUCUGUCCAAGUUUGUGAUUUGUAAGUUUAAAUAGACGAAGGCUGUAUAAUGCUGCAGUACAUUCUCUCUGCUGGUAGUUCAGGUGUUUCAUUAAUAAUUGGUAUUUGGUUACUGAGAAUGUGCAAGAGGUGUUUUUAGUGAGACGAUGCAUCUGCAGUUAUCAUACUUUGGAAAUCUUUACCACCUGACUGUACUGGGCAUCUCUGAACAUGUUUUUUAAUAAAGAACCUGAAUCUGUAA
Messenger RNA from Gymnodraco acuticeps, 3749 nucleotides. Its product is annotated as solute carrier family 13 member 2-like. The transcript has 14 exons. Bases 360 to 2009 code for a protein of 549 amino acids. Gene Ontology annotation, biological process: monoatomic anion transmembrane transport. Gene Ontology annotation, molecular function: transmembrane transporter activity. NCBI's taxonomy places the organism in Eukaryota, Metazoa, Chordata, Actinopteri, Perciformes, Bathydraconidae. The record is from RefSeq and is a predicted model, not a curated record. Gene Ontology annotation, cellular component: membrane.